Molecule: messenger RNA, 1431 nt
Organism: Neurospora tetraspora
Lineage: Eukaryota; Fungi; Ascomycota; Sordariomycetes; Sordariales; Sordariaceae
Product: processing enhancing protein precursor
Exons: 5
Coding region: 1-1431 (476 amino acids)
Cellular component (GO): mitochondrion
Molecular function (GO): metal ion binding; metalloendopeptidase activity
Source: RefSeq, a predicted model, not a curated record
AUGGCUUCCCGGAGACUAGCUCUCAACCUGGCGCAGGGCGUCAAGGCCCGCGCUGGGGGUGUUAUCAACCCUUUCCGCAGAGGUCUUGCUACUCCUCACACCGGCUCCGGCAUCAAGACCCAGACCACCACCCUCAAGAAUGGCUUGACCGUUGCUUCCCAGUACUCUCCCUACGCCCAGACCUCCACGGUUGGCAUGUGGAUCGAUGCCGGUUCCAGGGCCGAGACCGACGAGACCAAUGGCACCGCCCACUUCCUCGAGCACCUUGCCUUCAAGGGAACGACGAAGCGCACUCAGCAGCAGUUGGAGCUCGAGAUUGAGAACAUGGGCGCUCACCUCAACGCCUACACCUCGCGCGAGAACACUGUCUACUUCGCCAAGGCCCUCAACGAGGACGUCCCCAAGUGCGUCGACAUUCUCCAGGAUAUUCUCCAGAACUCCAAGCUCGAGGAGUCCGCCAUCGAGCGCGAGCGCGACGUCAUUCUUCGCGAGUCGGAGGAGGUUGAGAAGCAGCUCGAGGAGGUUGUCUUCGACCACCUCCACGCUACCGCCUACCAGCACCAGCCCCUCGGCCGCACCAUCCUCGGCCCCCGUGAGAACAUCCGUGACAUCACCCGUACCGAGCUCGUGAACUACAUCAAGAACAACUACACCGCCGACCGCAUGGUUCUCGUUGGCGCCGGUGGCGUCCCCCACGAGCAGCUCGUCGAGAUGGCCGACAAGUACUUCUCCAAGCUCCCUGCUACCGCCCCCGUGACCAGCGCUUCUAUCCUCUCCAAGAAGAAGCCCGACUUCAUCGGCUCUGAUAUCCGUAUCCGCGACGAUACCAUCCCCACCGCCAACAUUGCUAUCGCCGUUGAGGGUGUCAGCUGGUCCGACGACGACUACUUCACUGCCCUCGUUACCCAGGCCAUCGUUGGCAACUACGACAAGGCUCUUGGCAACGCUCCCCACCAGGGCAGCAAGCUCAGCGGCUUUGUCCACAAGCACGACAUCGCUAACAGCUUCAUGAGCUUCUCUACCAGCUACAGCGACACUGGUCUCUGGGGUAUCUACCUUGUCUCUGACAAGCUCGACCGCGUCGACGACCUUGUCCACUUCGCCCUCCGCGAGUGGACCCGUCUCUGCUCCAACGUUACCGAGGCCGAGGUUGAGCGCGCGAAGGCCCAGCUCAAGGCCUCCAUCCUCCUCUCCCUUGACGGCACCACCGCCGUCGCUGAGGAUAUUGGUCGCCAGAUCGUUACCACCGGCCGCCGCAUGAGCCCCGGUGAGAUCGAGCGCAUCAUUGAUGCCGUUUCCGCCAAGGACGUUAUGGAUUUCGCCAACAAGAAGAUCUGGGAUCAGGAUAUUGCUAUCAGCGCGGUCGGCAGCAUCGAGGGUCUGUUCGACUAUGCCCGCAUCAGGGCUGAUAUGAGCAGGAACGGUUUCUAA